GCAGGGUAGCGGCAAGACUCGGAACACGCCAUGGCGUCAGGCGGCGGCGGCGGCGGCGGCCGAGCGAUCCCAGGCAGCCGGCGGGUGCUGGUGGUGGGCGGCGGCAUCGCGGGGCUGGGUGCCGCGCAGAGGCUGUGCAGUUAUCACUCUGCUGACCGGCACCUGCACGUCCUGGAGGCCACGGCCCGAGCGGGGGGCCGCAUCCGCUCCGAGCGCAGCUUUGGUGGUGUGGUGGAGAUGGGUGCACACUGGAUCCACGGGCCUUCCCAGGGCAACCCUGUCUUCCAGCUGGCUGCUGCAUUUGGGCUGCUGGGAGAGAAGGAGUUGUCAGAAGAGAACCAGUUGGUGGAUACAGGCGGCCACUUAGACCUGCCCUCCAUGUGCUGUGCCAGCUCUGGGACAAGGGUUAGCCUUGAGCUGGUGGCAGAGAUGGCCAGUCUGUUCUAUGGGCUGAUCGACCAGACCCGAGAGUUCCUGCAUGUGGCUGAGACUCCAGUGCCCAGCGUCGGAGAGUACCUCAAGAAGGAGAUCAGCCAGCAGGUAGCCCGCUGGACAGAGGACGAGGAGACCAAGAAGCUCAAGCUGGCCAUCCUGAACCACUUCUUCAAUGUGGAGUGCUGCAUAAGUGGCACCCACAGCAUGGAUCUGGUGGCUCUUGCCCCCUUUGGGGAGUACACCGUGCUGCCAGGACUGGACUGUACUUUCUCUGGGGGCUACCAGGGACUCAUAGACCACAUAAUGGCCUCCUUGCCGAAGGACGUGGUGAUUUUUAACAAGCCUGUGAAGACUGUUCACUGGAAUGGGGCCUUCCAGGAGGCUGCGUUUCCCGGAGAGACCUUCCCUGUGCUGGUGGAGUGUGAUGAUGGUGGCCGCGUCCCAGCCCAUCAUGUCAUCGUCACUGUGCCCUUGGGUUUUCUCAAAGAACAUCAGGACACCUUCUUUGACCCACCGCUGCCUGCUGAGAAGGUGGAGGCAAUCAGGAAAAUAGGCUUUGGGACCAACAACAAAAUCUUCCUGGAGUUUGAAGAACCCUUCUGGGAGCCAGACUGCCAGUUCAUCCAGGUGGUGUGGGAGGACACGUCACCGCUGCAGGACAGUACCCCUGUGCUGCAGGACACCUGGUUUAAGAAGCUCAUUGGGUUUCUGGUCCUACCUCUUUUCAAGUCUGCGCAUGUGCUCUGCGGGUUCAUUGCUGGGCUGGAGUCGGAGUUUAUGGAGACACUGUCCGAUGGAGAAGUACUUCAGUCUCUAACCCAAGUGCUCCGGAGAGUGACAGGAAACCCACAGCUACCUGCUCCCAAGAGUGUGCUGCGGUCUCGCUGGCAUAGCACCCCGUAUACUCGGGGUUCCUAUAGCUACGUGGCCGUGGGAAGCACCGGAGAUGACAUAGACCUGCUGGCUCAGCCCCUCCCUGUAGAUGGCACUGGCCCCCAGCUCCAGGUACUGUUUGCAGGGGAAGCCACUCAUCGGACAUUUUACUCCACAACGCAUGGGGCACUGCUGUCUGGCUGGAGGGAGGCUGACCGCCUCAUCAGUCUGUGGAACCUGAAGAUGCAGGAGCCCUGGUCCAGGCUCUGAGCUGGGCUCCCACUGGCUCUGCUUCUCCUGUGUGGAAGGCUGGGACCCUCCUCUUCUGUGACCUAUGAUUUUCAGUCUGACUUGAGAUGUUGGAAUUUUACUGCUAAUCUCUAUGGAGUACCUGGGUCACCCUCACAUUUCUCACAUCUGUCACUGGAGUGAGCUUGGGCUCACAGUGACGGGCUGCUGCUGUUAAUGGUGAUGCUUUGCAUAUGAAGCAGUUAACACCACCUUCUACUCAAAGGUGUCCUUAUGCCACUGGACAGCAACACCUGUUGCCUUUGUCUUCAUCUUGUUCAAACCAGGCAAGGCCCUGUUUCUGACUCUUGCGCCCAUAGCACAUGGCUCCUCUGGCUGGGUUCCCUGUGCCGCGUCCUGGGGUUGUCCCUGUGGUUGGCAUCAUGAGGCACUACCCCUGGUUCCCACUGCUCAGCUCCAUGGCCAUAUUGUGAACUACAAACUUCCCGUCGCUCAUCGACAGACAUUAGACAUUGUGAUGUAUGGGCCACCUUGUCCUGACCUGGGGCCUGAGAUUUUUUUUGGAGAAAGUAAAGACCUUGGGGAAUCAGGCUGAGCAGGCCCAGCAGGGUAGGCCUGGGGAGCUGGAGGGGAUUAGAGUGGGCAUGGGGAGUGUACUGAAGAACUGGGCAGUGUUGAUGGGCUUGCAACGUAUUCUCUUUGGUAUCAGUGCACCCUAACAGCAGACCUAGCGAACAGACUAUGUUGUUCUUUUCUUUUGUAACUUUAAUUAAAGUAUUGCUAUUCAUUUUUAA
Octodon degus (degu) is the source of this 2351-nucleotide messenger RNA. It is a transcript of the gene Paox, whose product is annotated as polyamine oxidase. Lineage: Eukaryota; Metazoa; Chordata; Mammalia; Rodentia; Octodontidae. The transcript has 7 exons. Bases 31 to 1578 code for a protein of 515 amino acids. The record is from RefSeq and is a predicted model, not a curated record. Gene Ontology annotation, molecular function: polyamine oxidase activity.